CCCUUCGUUUGUAGGAGCCCCUAGUCUUAUUAGUGACACCUUAUCUUACAAGGGCUCCUAAAUCAAUCAAGAACCCUUAACCUGUUAAGGCUCCCAGUCUUGUUAAGAUCCCUCAUUCCUGCCGGGACCCCCAAUAGUAUGAGCCCCUAGUCCUGUCAGGGCCCCUGUCUUCCUUCUCUUGUCUGCCCUCCUCCCACGGGCUGCAGCUUCGGAGCUGAGCACUGUGGCCACCCUCAGCCCCCACUUCCUAUAUAAGUUCAGACAUUUAUUUAGUGGAAAUACAUAACUGUGUGUGAAGACAGUGUUUUAAACUGCUGGUGAAAUUUCUUUAUUUGUAGUAAAGGAAUAACUUCAGUGUUGAAGUCAAGCUUCAAAUGAAGAAAUAUUUAAUAUUUAAUAAAUAUUUAGAAGAUCUUUAUAUGAUUGUAUAAGGAUCUAUUUAUACAUCUGUUUAUCUUUAUACUUUAUACAUCUAUCUUUAUACUGUUGUAUAAAGAUCUCCCCCCACUUAAUAACCUAAAAGAUAAAUCCAUUUCUGUAUUUCUCCAAUCAUUCAAUAAAUACUAUCAAGAACCUACUGUGUGAUCUAAACACUUGGAAGCACUUGGAAUAUGCUAAUGUGUGAAACAAAGAUCCCUGUCCAUGGGGACUUUGCAUUUUAAUUGAGGGAGACUGAAAAUAAACGUGGUGAAUCCGUGAAUGUUAUGUUAGAAGGUGGAGAGCGCUGUGGUGAAAAGAAAAAGUAGAACUGGGUAAAAUGUCACGAGAGCAGGUUCUAACAGUUUGUUAGAUGUGAGAGGGAGAGACGUUCCUGGCUGCCUGGUGGUUAAGACUGCGCUUCCGCUGCAGGGGGCACAGGUUCAAUCCCUGCUUGUGGAACUAAGAGCCCCCAUGCCACAUGGCAAGGCAAAAAAAUAAAAAAAAUUUUUUUAAAAAGGAAGGAGGAGAGGGAAUGAGUCAAGCAGUGGGACCUGGGGGAAGAGCAUCCCAGGCAGAGAGGGCAGCCUUGCAGAGGCCCUGGGGUAGGAGCAUGGCUUUGGCUGGGGUGGUGGCCAGUAUGGCGGUAGAAUGAGAGACAGAGCAAGAGGAAAGCCCUGGACCCUCCUCUCGAGUGAGCUGGGGCUUGGGGAGCUAGUACCCUGACUUAGGUUUUAAAUCCUAAUAUCUGUGUGUGCAGAUUUUCAAGACAUAUCCUGUACUGUAUAUUACUUUAAUUUGAAAGCUAGGUAUUUGGCAGGCCAGUGGGUUAUUUUGAUGAAAUGUUAUAUCUGUGUACCUGUUCCUAUAUAUGCACGUAUUGUAUUUGCUAUGAGGAAAGACAGUCAACUUAUUUUCUUUUUUAGAUAUAAAGUCAUGAAGAACUGGGGUGUUAUAGGUGGAAUUGCUGCUGCUCUUGCAGCAGGAAUCUAUGUUAUUUGGGGUCCCAUUACAGAAAGAAAGAAGCGUAGAAAAGAAAGACGGAUCAGAAUGGCAGGAGCAGUGUCUUUCCCACUGAUUAUAAGAACAAAAUCAUUGUCCUGGGGGAGCAAGAACAAAACGAUUGUUGUCUUCUGUUGGCUUGUGCCUGGCCUUGUCAACUUGGGGAACACCUGCUUCAUGAACUCCCUGCUGCAGGGCCUGUCUGCCUGCCCCACCUUCAUCAAGUGGCUGGAAGAGUUCACCACCCAGUACACCGGGGGUCACAAGGAGCCCCCCCAACACCAGUACUUAUCGUUGACGCUGUUGCACCUCCUGAAAGCUUUAUCCUGCCAAGAAGUCACUGACGAAGAGGUCUUGGAUGCAAGCUGCUUGUUGGACGUCUUAAGAAUGUACCGAUGGCAGAUCUCUUCAUUUGAAGAGCAGGACGCCCACGAGUUAUUCCACGUGAUCACCUCGUCACUGGAGGAUGAGCGGGACCGCCAGCCCCGGGUCACACAUCUGUUUGAUGUGCAUUCCCUGGAGCAGACAGAAGUAACUCCCAGACAGAUCACCUGCCGCACCAGAGGGUCACCGCAUCCCACAUCCAACCACUGGAAGUCUCAGCAUCCUUUUCACGGAAGACUCACGAGUAACAUGGUCUGCAAACACUGUGAGCAUCAGAGUCCCGUUCGAUUUGAUACCUUCGACAGUCUUUCACUCAGUAUUCCAGCCGCCACUUGGGGUCAUCCACUGACCCUGGACCACUGCCUUCACCACUUCAUCUCGUCGGAAUCUGUGCGGGAUGUCGUCUGUGACAACUGUACGAAGAUUGAGGCAAAAGGGACGCUGAAUGGGGAGAAGGUGGAACACCAGAGGACCACAUUUGUCAAACAAUUAAAACUGGGGAAGCUACCGCAGUGCCUGUGCAUCCACCUCCAGCGGCUGAGCUGGUCCAGCCACGGCACGCCCCUGAAGCGGCAUGAGCACGUGCAGUUCGGCGAGUUCCUGAUGAUGGACAUCUACAAGUACCACCUCCUGGGGCACAAGCCCAGCCACCACAGCCCUGAGCGGUGUGAGAAGGCAGGGCCCGCGCCGGAGCUGCAGGACGGGCCGGCAGCCCCCAAGUCAGUUCGCAAUCACCCGGGGGGCCCUAAAACACAGAUUUUCGUGAAUGGCGCCUGCUCCCCGUCCUUGUUGCCUGCCCUGCCCACCCCCAUGCCUUUCCCCCUCCCGGCUGUUCCUGACUACAGCUCCUCCACAUACCUCUUCCAGCUGAUGGCCGUGGUCGUCCACCACGGGGACAUGCACUCUGGACACUUCGUGACCUACCGGCGCUCCCCGCCCUCGGCCAAGAACCCCGUCUCCGCCAGCAGCCAGUGGCUGUGGGUCUCCGACGACACCGUCCGCAAGGCCAGCCUGCAGGAGGUGCUGUCCUCCAGCGCCUACCUCCUGUUCUACGAGCGCGUCCUCUCCAAGAUGCAGCCGCAGGGUCGGGAGUACAAGUCUGAGGAGUGACCCGCCCCGCGCCAGGGCUGCAGACCCAGCACUGCCCCAGCCCCGCGUGUCUGUCCCUGUGCGUGGCGUGUGCGCGCCGGCAGCCCCGCUAGUCCUGCGGCCUCCUGCUGUGGCGAGAGAACAGGCUCCACAGAGGAGCUGGCGGCCCCGGCUCACACCAGAGGAGGCCCCCACUCCCUCCCCGCACAGCUCGCCCGUGGGCACCAGGGUGGCAGCACUGGGCGCCGUGUGUGUCUAGACCAUGUCUUGUCACUCACCCGAUACAGGUAAUUAAAGGAAACCAGACUCCAGAAGCCACCUUUUUAAAAUAUAUUCUGAUGCUUCAGGUGUUCUCAAAGGGGAGUUAACUCUGUCUGACCCUCCAGGGCUUCAGCAUAGAUCUUUUAUUUUUAAUAAGCAAGUAAGGCCCACGAAAAUGGAUGAAUUAGUGAAAUCAUUAAAGGCAACAAUUUCAAAGAAAAAAAAAGUGCCUUUCACUCUCAACUGCUUUUGUAGCACAUCCCUUCUAGAAAACAGACCUCAUCUGGGAGUCACAUGAACAAUUUUUUGCAAAGCUCUGAUCCUUCCAGAGUGACCGAAUGGAGAGCAAAGGGACAAUUCAGAAGACACGUGGCGCACACCCGCCUUCCCCUUUUGUAUGUCUUUUCUGACCUCUCAGAGUCUUUGUAUGUAGUGGAAGCUCACCUGCCAAACCUGCCUCUCAGGGGCAUUCUUCCUCUACUUCAUCAGUGAUAAGUGACCAGCUUCCUCACUGCUGUCGUCCUGCACGCCCUGGACUCUGAGGGGCGUGGCCACCGCUUGUCAUGUAACCGCCGGACAGCCAGGACCUGGCAGCCUCUGCGCUGCACCCACGACCACCCUGCUCCGUAGAAAGCCCUUUCUCAUGCCAGGACCCACUGUGGACCACUACUCACACCUAUUUAUUUAUUGCCCACGUGGAGCUCCUGAGGUUUACAGGUGGAGCUGGGGGCCAUGACAGACAGACAGACAGACAAUCCCAGCCUCUGCGCGAGAGCUGGAUUCAGAAGGAAGGGCAUGGACCUCACUCAGGGCCGCCACCUCUCCACGCCUCGGUUUCCUCAUCUGUAAAGUGCAGAGUUUGAUUCCACGGCAUUCAAAGUCCAGCCUGUCCCACAGAAAAGGAAGAAAGAAGUUUAAGAAAACUUUUGAAACAUACAACGGCGGCUGACACCUGGUCCCAUUAUCCUGUCUUAGAUCCAUAUUCUACACGUGUUGGUUUCCAGUACCUCAUACAGAAGGCCCCAUCUGAUCAUCCUCCCCCGUCCUCAGGUAAGUCUCAUGAAGGCAGCCCAGGGCCAAAGGAAUUUCGAGGACACAGAGGUAUCUAUGUUUUCGCUAGAUUUUUUUAUUUAAAAAAGAAAGGAUACCAAAUCCAGACUGACUCCUCAGAGGUAAGAUUUGGAAUCAGGUGCAUCCAGGUCACCUGAGGUUAGGCUGAGGACCGUGUUUCCCCAGGUGGGCGGGCUGGCGACACCCCCAGACAAGACCUUGGUGUCAAGUGAACCUAUCGGAGGCCCGGGCGGUCCCCAGGCCAGGUGUGUGUGCGUCCUGAGGACUGGGAAGUCUUGCUAUGGACAGAAACAGACUGUGAAGUUUCUCCAGACCGUGAGCAUCAGGAAGAAAGGAACAGCGUGAAGCUUCUGCUCUGCUCUUGGCAGAUGUCCCUUCCCAACUUCGUCGCAGACCCGGCUCUGAUGGUGAAAGGGGUAUCACCAUGGUACCCGAGUCUGGGGCAACAUGUGCCCAGGUCGCGUGGCCUUCACCUGCCUGCCCAAGCUGUAGCUUUGUGCACCUGCCCUUCUGCCCUUCUGCCGCCGCAUACUCUGAAAUCUGCCAUCAAAGAGAGGUGCCAGGUGUGAACAGUGCCUCCUUAAACGUUUGGUUGUAAGUAGACCUUUGGUCAGAGGCCAGGGACUGAGCCAUGGCUACGGCUAUAAAUGUGAAUGAUCUCCAGGCACAUUCUCUAUCCCUGACUUAAGGGCAGCUUCCUCACAUUGUAAAUUAUUAGGCAUUAGUUAGUGGCCAAAUAAUCUUAUUUCUAGCAUUCAGUUAUUUACAGUCACUUCUUUUUUUGCAGAGACCCGAGUCAAACUCAUAGUUUAUGCCAUAAAAACUGCUGAUUUAUGUACUUGCUAAAGGUACCUUUUGUAUCUGCUGUAUUAUAGCAAUAAAGGAAUCAUUUUGUUAGGAAAAAAA
Messenger RNA from Odocoileus virginianus texanus, 5130 nucleotides. The record is from RefSeq and is a predicted model, not a curated record. NCBI's taxonomy places the organism in Eukaryota, Metazoa, Chordata, Mammalia, Artiodactyla, Cervidae.